Phytophthora nicotianae INRA-310 is the source of this 1450-nucleotide messenger RNA. RefSeq lists its product as hypothetical. The transcript has a single exon. The record is from RefSeq and is a predicted model, not a curated record. The coding region runs from base 89 to 1360 and encodes 423 amino acids. Lineage: Eukaryota; Oomycota; Peronosporomycetes; Peronosporales; Peronosporaceae.
UUCCACGCUGGCUAUGUCAGUCUGACGGCAGUAUGAGGCCAUCAUUAUCGAAGUGCUCACGUGACCACAAGCCAUACAGCCUCUUGAAAUGCUGUCAAGUACUGACAUACUUCCCAGCUCAGCCUUCUUUGAGGAGGCAGCAGACUUCUUCGAUAACUGCUUCCCACCCUCCAGUCCCCUGUUCAACAGUAUCGAAGAAAGCGAAUCAAGUGCAGCCGCUGACAUGCUAACGAUUCUAGACCCCAGCGAUGAAGCAUCCAAUAGUUCAUCCCCCACAAAUCCUCCACCUAGCAACACCACUGCCGACGAGCGCGAUCUCGCCGUCAUUGCGUUGAACAUGCACCGUGAAAAAGAAAAACUUCGCCGACGGAAGCAACGCCAACGCAUUAAAGAUGAACUCGACAAACUGCGACGAGCGCAUGGUGAAUUGGACGAUCAGCUGAAGAAACUGAAGCUUGCGAAAGAAGCGAAGCGUAAUCCUAGUCAACACUGGUCGAUUUGGAAAGAAUUAGCUCUUGUGCAGCGAAAGGAACGACACAGAUCAGAGACUGAGAAGAGAAGACUCACCACGACCGCAAAAACUCAAGAGAUAUACAUUGACAAUCUGCGCGGAUUGCUUCGGCAACAUCGAUAUGCUGCUACACUCGAGAACACCGUGCCGAGGUCCGUGAUCAAUACGGCAGAGCAUCGACUUGAAGCGGCCGACAUGUCUAUGCUUUCAUCGUUAUUGCUAAAGAUUGGACCAUGCCUUGCCAAAAUCGACGACCUGCUGACAGGAUGCGGUCUGCCCACAAUGCCUUUGGGGGUGACAAAUUCAAUGAAUUGGUGUGAUGAGAGCGGUGAAUUGAAGUACCAUCAGAAUCUGCAGAAGUUUGCUCUUCCUUUCGAUCUGGAGACAAGCCAACAGAGCUGCUGGGAAGCUUUCCAGUUCAAACAGCACCAGUGCGAUCGCGGCGAUUACAAUGGAAUUGGAGAUUCUGAAAACACGGUAGCCCUGAAGUACCGCGUGAUUCGAACGUUGGCAUCCGGCAGCACUGUUUCCGUAGUGGAGCGACGUGUUGCUCGUCGGUUUAUUGAGCAAGAUCGCGUUGUGGGUAUUUGGAAAACGUACACAGAGGGGGAGGGAAUAUUUCGAGGAAUGCAUUCGAACCAAACAGGAUGGAGUUGGCUUCGGCAGCUACCAGACGGGUCUGGAACGGUAGGUGAAGUGUGCAUUCGUCAGUGUCCCGUUCUCUUCAACACGUCCCCGUCCGCAACUGAUGAGUUUUAUCGAUUUCUCCAAGCUCUUCUUGACGAGGAAAAGUACGAAAUGCUGGGUGCAAUUUCAAACAGCGUCCCUAAGUCUUAUGGAACUGUAUAGAAGCAAUACGUGAGUAAAUGUAAAUACUUACUACAGAAAACUUUACGGUGGCUUCACGAAACUAUGUUUGGCGACGUCCGCCAAUUCCUU